UAGUUGCUUCUUGCCCUCUAAGAUCUGAGUGGCUUGAAUAAAUUUUGGAAUUGCAUUGCUUCGGCGGUGCUUAAAAUGGUUUUUUGUAAAAGUCGAAGUAAACAAUGAAUAAUAAUAAGAAUGAAUUUUGGAUUUCAUAAAAAAUAGAGAAAUUGUAACGAUAAAAUGUUAAAUUUUUACACAUGUUGAUGUUGUGAAUGCUUUUUAGAGAGCAUUUCGUAUUUUUUGUCUUUAAAUAUUUUAUAGUAAACUCUCGACUGGAAACAAUGAUUAUUACACCUUAAUAGAUCAACUAAUAGACUAGCGUCUAAAUGGGCGGCGUUGAUAAUAAUUUUAUUUACCACAUAAUUUAAAAAAAUUUAAAAAAUGGCCUCUCGAACUGUUGAACACAAUAUUAAAAAUUUAUUUUUCUUUAUUCGAUUAGCAGACAAAAAUCAAGCCAUUCUUGAAUACAAAAAAUUGCCUAAUCAAAUUUUAGAAUUGUAUCAUACAGAAGUUCCAAAAGAGUUUGGAGGGAAAGGAAUUGCUAAAGAUUUAGUUAAAGGAGCCUUUCGUUAUUGUAUUGACAAUAAUUACAAAAUUUAUCCAACUUGCUCUUAUGUACAAAAAUAUAGUAAAGAUUUGGCAACUGAAGAAGAAAAGAAAAUUGUUGUCAAUGAUUUAAAAUAG
This is a messenger RNA of Meloidogyne enterolobii, 669 nucleotides long. The record is from the annotation of a GenBank genome assembly. Lineage: Eukaryota; Metazoa; Nematoda; Chromadorea; Rhabditida; Meloidogynidae.